AUGUUCGCAACCGACUUACCACUGGAUCAAGAGGCGGAGUCUGUUGGAGCGCGGAGGGAGCGAAAGACCAAAGAGCGAUCCAUCAGGUCAAACUCCAUCCAUACUUCACGAACGUCCACUAGUUCCGCAAACUCUGGCUCUACCGACCGUGAGCAAUGGUGGUCUUCAGGCCUGAAGAAAGCAAAGAGUAUAAAACCCAGGAUACUACGACCAUCAACCGGACAAACCACAGAUUCUCAGAGAAACGCGAAGACCGUGCCAGCCGAGUUGGACUUGACCCGCACGCACAAGCUCAAGGAUCCCGCGCUGCACCCUAGCUGGACAUACACAGGCACUAUUCCUGCGAAACUUCCAUCUGGUGAUUCUCUGCAUCCGCAACAAGAUGAAGUACCGGAGCUGGAAGGUGAAAAGUCCUCUCGAAAGACAGACUCCACGAGAUCGCGCGUCUCACAUGACCGCAAGCGCUCGGUGAGGACUCCGCCGGUAGUUGACAGCAGCGAUGACGCAACGCAAGCAAGCCGCGUCAGUCCUAGAUCUUUUGUUACGAGCAGAACUCGUGCCAGUUCCGAGACCCCUGAAGAUAGAAAUGCCCCACCAAUGUCAAUGCCAGGAGCGAAGAGGGUUGACAGCGGGUGGCCACAGCCAGCUGAAACCGAAGCAAUGCCCAAAGUUGAAGCACUCGAGCUGCAUGACAGCUUCCAGGAGAAAGGCCACGAAGACGCUAAGCAUGUCUCAAAAGCGAGCGGUGGCGCAAAUUCCGAAGUCUCCUGCAAGCCUCUCUCGCAAUGGCAAUGUCUCACUCCACGAGGGGUACCUUCGGAAAUGCAGUUGCAGUCGCGUUCGACCCCUAAGAAGGUUGCAGUCGCCCAGAAUACCACACCGGACCUCGGCCGUUUUACACGGUUUAUCCGGAGGAUGGAGGGAGCCGGUCCCAAGGUCAUCCUGGACCGACUGAAGGAAGAUUGGCAGUGGAGCACAGGCGGAGACGUUGAUGAGGAGCGACGUGUUCAGUUACCGGGCAACGUAUCCUACUUGACGGUGCGCAAGUUUGGUGCCGUUCCACUGCCUUACCCAGAGGACUACUUCUCGCAUAUAAGAGCAUCGACGUUGCCAUCGCUGGUACCCUCUGCGAUAUUACCGGAACUGUUCACCGAAUGUCACAAGCUGCUCGCUACCGGUGGUUUCCUAGAGAUCAGGAUCAUGGAUGCUGCCCCGGUACGCAAGACUACCGGUCCAUUGAUGCGAACCUGGAUCGAGGACAGACUCUCCGUCAAUCUGGAGCGAGACUUCAGAUGCUCAAAGCCAUGUUCGCUGGUCCCCAGUUGGCUGACAGCUGCCGGGUUCGAGAUGCUCGUUCAGGAAGACGACCAGAGCAUGACGCUACCGUGCGCUAUCGACUCGGAUACCGCCAAUGUGAACGAAGAGCUUUCCAUGAUCAUCGGCCGGGCCUUCUGGAAGGACAUAUGGGGCAGCUUCGUAGACGACGCUCAAGACGAACCGAAAUGGUGGUGGGAAGACGAAGAGAUUGUCCAGGAGUGUGUAAAGCGCCAAACUCUGCUCGAAUGCAGGACAAUUUUUGCAUACAAGCGAUGA
Messenger RNA from Alternaria ethzedia, 1593 nucleotides. RefSeq lists its product as uncharacterized. The record is from RefSeq and is a predicted model, not a curated record. Bases 1 to 1593 code for a protein of 530 amino acids. The transcript has 4 exons. Lineage: Eukaryota; Fungi; Ascomycota; Dothideomycetes; Pleosporales; Pleosporaceae.